Molecule: messenger RNA, 1848 nt
Organism: Geosmithia morbida
Lineage: Eukaryota; Fungi; Ascomycota; Sordariomycetes; Hypocreales; Bionectriaceae
Product: DDB1- and CUL4-associated factor 11
Exons: 3
Coding region: 1-1848 (615 amino acids)
Biological process (GO): proteasome-mediated ubiquitin-dependent protein catabolic process
Cellular component (GO): Cul4-RING E3 ubiquitin ligase complex
Molecular function (GO): protein binding
Source: RefSeq, a predicted model, not a curated record
AUGAGCGGCCAGGCAUCCGGCAGCGGUGACCUUGUCUCCCAUAAUGAGUCCGGGUCCGAAUCAUCUUCCGCUACUGACGCCUCUGCAAUUCAGCGUCCAGACCCUCAAGAUGACGAGGAUGACGAGGAUGACGAUGAUUUAGAUUACCAAGAUGAACCCGACGAGGUUGACUUUGAAGAGGCUGAAUUAUCCGGUAACGAGGAUGACGACGAAGCCGCCCAGUCAGGCCAGCUCAACGGCCGACAGAUGCUCGCCCUCCUGCAGAUUCCCGAAGUGAAUGCUGCUCUCGGGGCCGGCGGUGAUGACAUAGACGAAGCGACUCCACUGGGCCACCUCCGAUUCAACCGGCGUGCUCGCAGACAGGCCAGCCGGCCCCCCAAGGUCCCCAGCGACGAGGGCACGAAGCUUAUGUGGUCUGGUGCUUUCGGAGCCACCUCGGCCAACGAUGGCAGGCGGGCAAAAAAGAACGCGGCCAGGCGGGUGCUGGAGAGGGAGCUAGGUGACGGCAGCUACGACGAUAGAAAGCGGAACAACGACCUCUUGGUGCAGAAUAUGCUGCCAACGACGCAAGCGGAGCACAUCAUCCACUACGAUGACCCGGUCUACUCGGGCCAGUUCUCCGACGACGGCAACUUCUUCUUCUCGGUGUGCCAGGACUUCAACGUGCGCAUGUAUGACACCUCGGACCCGUACAACUGGAAGCACUACAAGACGGUGCACUACCCGUGGGGCCAGUGGACGUUGACGGACGCCUCGCUCAGUCCGGAUAACCGCUGGCUGGCGUACACGUCGAUAUCGAGCAUGGUGUCCAUCGCGCCCACAGACCCUUUGGACACGGGCGACCCGUACACACUGGACCUAGGCGAGAGGCAGCGGGAGCGUGAGGACCCUUGGGGUCACGUCGGCCGCGGCUUCUCGAGCAUCUGGUCGAUCCGCUUUUCCGGGGACGGCCGGGAGCUGGUGGCGGGCACCAACCGCCACUCGAUUGUCGUGUACGACAUUGAGUCGCGGCGUGUGCUGCACCACGUCGAGGGCCACGAGAACGACGUCAACGCCGUGUGCUUCGCCGACAAGUCGUCGCCGCACAUCAUCUACUCGGGCUCCGACGACGCCACCAUCAAGGUCUGGGAUCGGCGCAGUAUGGGCGACGGGCGCGAGGCUGGCGCCUUUGUCGGCCACACCGAGGGCCUGACCUAUAUCGACAGCAAGGGCGACGGUCGCUACAUCCUCAGCAACGGCAAAGAUCAGAGCAUGAAGCUCUGGGACCUCCGCAUGGUCAUGUCCACCGGCCGCUUCCGCGAGCUCGAACCCACGCAGCAUACCCGCUACAGCACCUUUGACUACCGCACCGGCCGCUACGACCAGGCCUACUGGGACCACCCAAACGACAAUUCUAUCGUCACCUUCCGCGGCCACGAGGUCCUCAGCACCCUGAUCCGCUGCCACUUCUCCCCGCCGUCCGCCACAAACUCGCGUUACGUCUACACGGGAAGCAGAGACGGCAAGGUCUACGUCUACAAUAUGGACGCCACCGUAGCCCAGGUCAUCGAUGUCAACCAGGCCACUGUGGGCUCCAGACCCAGGGACGGCCAUGGCGGCAGGUUCCACCGAUGGGACGGUAGAAGUCGCUGGUCAACCUGCGUCCGUGAUGCCAGUUGGCACCCCAAUGCCCCUUUUAUCGUUGCCUCUGCAUGGAACGGCUACGAUAUGUCGCGUGGUACUUGCACGCUGCACUCCUUCAAUGAGGGGCAGGAAGACGAGGGGAUGCCGGUCAUGUCACGGAACCUCAACUCCAAGCUGCAAGCGGAAACGUGGGGGCAGGUGGAUGACGAGGACAAUGGCUGGUGA